Messenger RNA from Clonostachys byssicola, 1935 nucleotides. NCBI's taxonomy places the organism in Eukaryota, Fungi, Ascomycota, Sordariomycetes, Hypocreales, Bionectriaceae. The record is from the annotation of a GenBank genome assembly.
AUGCGUGUCUAUAGUGUGACAACAAAUUCCUUCGACGAGCGGCUGGUCGAUUCCAAGCAACCUCUUAAUCUUGCCAUUCUAUCCCAUGCUAUUGGCACUUCUUUCUCUUCCAGCAUUCAACCAGCCUCGGAAGUUGCCAUUAAAUACGGCGCCACGUGCCUCUGGGAGUUUUCAAUCUGCAUCGACCACACUUCCAGCUCUGACGUUGACCAAGCUGUUACAGAAUGCUACUCGCGGCUGAAAGGCGCACUAGUCUGCCUGGUCUACCUUCAUGAUCUCCCGGUGCUGAGUUCAUCUAUCGACGGAGAUGCUUGGAAAUCAUGCAGAUACUGGACCAGAGCUUGGCCCUUAGCCGAGUUCGUGGUGCCCAAGAGAGUAGAAAUCUUCGACUCCCAGUGGAAUCACCGCGGGAGCAAAGGCUCCACGGAGCUUCUGCCCCUUCUAUCGGGAAUCACGAAAAUACCCAAGCGUGUUCUCCAAGAUCCAGAGACAAUGCUAGACACGCCGGCCAGCCUUCGGAUAUCUUGGGGCAGCAACAGGGACACGAGUCAACCAGAAGAUAUAGCCUAUGCUCUCAUGCCAAUUCUGGGUAUCAACAUCCCAACGCGUUACGGAGAAGGCUCUACUGAAGCCUUCCUACGACUUCAGAAGGCGUUUCUUCAUAAGUCUCUCGAUGCCUCUAUUCUUUUCUGGUCACACGGCCAGCAAGAGGCGAUCGACCGACUUCUUGCACAGUCUCCGGCUGAGUUUACACAUACCGCUACAGAGGGCGCUCCCAACACCACUUCAUCAUAUCCGACACUCCAAGUGAGCUAUGAUUGGGAUUGGGAAAUUAUCGACGAUAACCAAACGAAGCCCUCUCCCAAAGGGGCUCUAAUUGAUAAUGUUCCAAUCAGGCCAAAGGAUGUUCUAUCCGGCGCCGAGAAGGAGGAUCACCAAUUACAGCAUACAUCAUUUCGGAUUACGGGCAUCAAACGCAAAAGAUCUCCCAACUCAGUCACUGCAGUUGAGACUGAUCAAAAUACAUCACGGGCACAUUAUGAUAACUUUGAGCAGGAGGAAUACGGAUGGGACGAUGUCUUUUCUGAUAGUGACAGCGAUAGCGACUGUAGCUGUCACUGCCACUCCCAAUUUUACUAUACUGAAGAAGUGGACUCAGAAGAUUAUGUACUCGAUCCCUCUCACGAGCUUCAUGGGCUACGGCUGGAUAUUGUGGAGUCCGCGUUUGAUGUCAUUCGGAGAAAACUGGAGGUGGCUGUCUACAAUGCUCCCCCCGAUGACAGGCUUCCUCCAAAAAAGCGAUUAAAGACGGCAAGUUGGGAGACAUCUUAUGAUGAAAGAAAACCAAUCGCAUCUCGAAUCAAGGGCUACUUUCACUUGGCUUGCCCGUUCUAUAUCACCAACCCCACAAGAUAUCAAGGAUGUCUCCUCCAGCAUGAUUUGCAGUCGAUUGAGGACGUGAUAAGGCACGUCAGUGAGCACCACACGGAGCCACCUUAUUGUCCAAUAUGUAGGCGGGAGUUUGAGCGAGCUUCCACGCGAGACAUUCAUGUCCGAGAAAGGGCCUGUACUCCGUCCACAGGAGACGUGGACGGUGUGAAUGAUCGCCAAAAACGUAUGUUGGUGAAGAAGGACAAGAUUCAAAUGGGGGAACGGAAGAGGUGGGCGCGAAUAUGGCGUACGGUGUUUCCAAAUAGGAAACUCGAGAACAGUCCGUACUUGAACAAUGGUCUGGGCCGCAAUAUAUCUAUACUCAGGGAUUACUGGGUAUCAAAUGGUUAUGAUACAGUUAUGGAGUUUCUCGGUAGAAUGGGGAUUUCGGACGGUUUUGAACUACAAGAUAUCAAGGCGCUCUCUAAGAUUUGUCUAGAGGACCUUGUAAAGAGGCUGGCUGCAACGGACGAUCUUUCCUUGGGUAAUACUCACACAUCCUGA